This is a messenger RNA of Labrus mixtus (cuckoo wrasse), 5810 nucleotides long. RefSeq names its product protein tyrosine phosphatase non-receptor type 11a (gene ptpn11a). The record is from RefSeq and is a predicted model, not a curated record. The transcript has 16 exons. Gene Ontology annotation, molecular function: protein tyrosine phosphatase activity. Bases 213 to 2021 code for a protein of 602 amino acids. NCBI's taxonomy places the organism in Eukaryota, Metazoa, Chordata, Actinopteri, Labriformes, Labridae. Gene Ontology annotation, biological process: protein dephosphorylation.
UUUUUUUUUCUUCCUCCAACGCCUUGCUCCCUAAAAAAAAAAAAAAAAAAUUUCUCCCUCCCCGAUGCCCAGAUUUCGGUGCCCGUUUUGACCGGGUGUUUCGAGGCCGAUGAAGCUUUACUUUAUCCUGUGAUCGAGAGCAGAAAACGGUCGGAAAACGGUUAGCCAGCUAAUUGUAGCCAAAGCGAGGAAGUGAGGCGACGGAAAGAAAAAUGACAUCUCGGAGGUGGUUUCACCCCAACAUCACAGGUGUGGAGGCUGAAAACCUGCUGCUGACUCGCGGGGUGGAUGGAAGCUUUUUGGCCAGGCCCAGUAAGAGUAAUCCAGGAGACUUCACCCUCUCAGUGCGGCGAAAUGGAGCGGUCACCCACAUCAAGAUCCAGAACACGGGAGACUACUACGACCUGUACGGCGGGGAGAAGUUUGCCACACUGGCCGAGCUGGUGCAGUAUUACAUGGAGCAUCACGGGCAACUGAAGGAGAAAAACGGAGACGUCAUCGAGCUCAAGUAUCCGCUCAACUGUGCAGACCCCACCUCUGAGAGGUGGUUCCACGGCCACUUGUCGGGACGGGAGGCUGAGAAGCUGCUGACGGAGAAAGGGAAGAACGGCAGCUUCCUGGUGAGAGAGAGUCAGAGUCACCCGGGGGAUUUCGUCCUGUCGGUCCGUACGGGAGACGACAAGACGGACAGCAGUGACAGCAAACCUAAAGUCACCCACGUCAUGAUCCGCUGCCAGCAUGACCUGAAGUACGACGUCGGCGGAGGGGAGAAGUUCGACUCCCUGACAGAUUUGGUCGAGCACUACAAGAAGAACCCCAUGGUGGAGACUCUGGGCACCGUGUUGCAGCUCAAACAGCCCCUCAACACUACUCGUAUUAACGCUGCAGAGAUCGAAAGUCGAGUUCGAGAGCUCAGCAAACUAGCCGAGGCCACAGACAAGGUCAAACAGGGCUUCUGGGAGGAGUUUGAGACGUUGCAGCAGCAAGAGUGCAAACUACUCUACAGCCGCAAAGAAGGCCAGAGAGCAGAGAACAAGAACAAGAACAGAUACAAGAACAUUCUGCCUUUCGAUCACACUCGUGUGGUGCUGAAUGACAGGGAUCCAAAUGAGCCCGGCUCUGACUACAUCAACGCCAAUAUCAUCACGGUAGCAUCCGCUGUCAUGCCGGAGCUGGAUCCAAAGUGCAACAGCACCAAGGUGAAGAAGAGCUACAUCGCCACUCAGGGCUGUCUGCAGAACACCAUCAGUGACUUCUGGAGGAUGGUGUUUCAGGAGAACUCUCGAGUCAUCGUCAUGACCACCAAGGAGGUGGAGAGGGGAAAGAGUAAGUGUGUGAAGUACUGGCCCGACAUGUCGGCUCUGAAGGAGUACGGAGCGAUGCGCGUUCGAAACGUCAAGGAGACGGCUGCACACGACUACAUCUUAAGAGAACUCAAACUGUCCAAAGUUGGCCAGGGCAACACAGAACGCACCGUGUGGCAGUACCACUUCAGGGCCUGGCCUGACCACGGAGUCCCCACCGACCCCGGCGGUGUCCUCGACUUCCUGGAGGAGGUCAACCUGAAACAGGAGAGCAUCCUGGAUGCUGGACCUAUAGCCGUACACUGCAGUGCAGGGAUCGGGCGGACAGGAACGUUUAUAGUGAUCGACAUCCUGAUAGAUGUGAUCAGAGAAAAAGGGGUGGACUGCGACAUCGACGUGCCAAAGACCAUCCAGAUGGUCCGUUCUCAGCGCUCUGGGAUGGUGCAGACGGAGGCCCAGUACAGGUUCAUCUACAUGGCUGUGCAGCAUUACAUAGAAACACUGCAGAGACGCAUAGAGGAGGAGCAGAAAAGUAAGAUUAAAGGGCGCGAGUACACCAACAUUAAGUACUCUUUGUCGGACCUGACCGGAGGAGAGCAGAGCCCUUUGCCUCCGUGCACUCCUAUUCCUACUCCCACCUGCACAGAGAUGAGGGACGACAGCUCCAGAGUGUAUGAGAACGUCGGCCUGAUGCAGCAGCAGAAGAGCUACAGAUGAGAUUCACCUUUGAUCCCAGAGCUCUAUCACUUCCAGGAUCUUGAUACCUGACAGUUUUUGCCAGCCACACCUUGACGCCUGAGACUUGACCGUAAUGACAUGGAACAAUGGAAACAAAAAAAAACACACAAAUACCCCCUCCUCUCCACACAAAAAAAUAAACGGAGAGAGACCAGACUCCAGGGUCCUUCUGUACCCGUGUUUGCCCUCUAGAUGAAAUCUAAACCACUGUGAUCAUCAGAAGAGCCUUUGAGAAGCUAACACGAUACUAAAACAACAACACGUUAGGUUCAGCUCUUUGUUAAUCUCAUCCCAACAAGGGCUGCUAACAGCGAGCGCUCUCCUCAGAGGGGACGGAAAAACCUACCUAACCUUUUGCUCAUCUCUCGAUUCUUUUUUUCUAUUUUUUUUUUUUUUUUUUAUUAACCAAAGGAAGAUUAUUAUGUAGGUUGUUUGUUUAUAGACAGAGGUUUUCUGAAAAAAAAAAAAAAAAAGGCUUGUGCCAAAACCAUGAAUGAUUUAAUCCACAUUUCUCAGCCAUUUAAAAGUCUCGAUUCGGCCUUGAAAGCAGAGGGAGACGAGACCUUAUUUGUGGACUAAAGUCGGGCAAAGUUUCCAGUGAUUAUUGCCUAGUUUUCACUGUGUUAUAUAGAAUAAUGUUUCUGAAUGAAGAACUAUUGGCAUUGUAGUGUAAUAACAAUAUUUACUAAUGAUUUGUAAACUUAAAAACAUGGAUUCCUUAAUUUUUUUAUUUUUUUUGUGCCUCGUUGAGAAACUUUAUUUCAGGCUGUUCGGCGUGUGAAUGACCUUUUUUGGUUGUUCAGUGUUUGUUAGUUAACCAUUCCUGAGCUCAAGCCGAAUGCCCUUACUGCUGCGCUUUUAUUUAGCAGCAUUAACCGCUACAGACGAGCCUCGAUUCCCCCGGGUGGAUUUUCCAAAUCUCAUCCGGGGGUUUCGGGAGGAGUUCGGUAUGCCUGCACUACUACUACGUCAAAGUCAGUGUGACGACGCAUUAAGAUUUCAGGGGAGUCUGUUGUGUUUCUCAGUUGCAACAGGCGCACGACUGCCCCAAAAAACUUUUGUUUUUUUUAUAAAGCGCAUAUUACUUUCUUUCUGUCAUAUUUUCUGUUUUUCCUUAAAAGACAAUUGCCUUUUGUGUAUUGCCAUUAACUAUUCUGUGCACCAUUUGUACUUAAUUUUAAGAUUCACUGUUUUACGAAGCAAUCGCACAUUUCCCAGCUUUGGCAAUAUAAAAAGUCACUGUUGUGGUUGUAGAUUGUCGACCCUGUUGAGUAAGAAGUUCAUACAAACGCACUCACUCACACUAAUCUCUGCAGGUUUCUAUUUGAAAGUAUUUCCUUGUUUUCCUGUUGCUGUUAAUCAAACUAAACCAUUUAAAGGAAAAGCUUGACAUUUUGGGAAAAAUCGAAACCACUCUCAUGCCUGUGAACUACAUUUAAAGUAAUGGCCGAUUAGCCUAGCUUAGCACAAAGAAUGGAAACAGAGGGAAGCAGCUAGCAGACUUAAGGAAGUCGCUGCUCUCGGUCAAAGAAACUACCUGCCAAACCAACCAUUGAUAUGAGAGAAGAACAAGCAGCCUCAAAUGUUUGAGGUGUUUCCACAUCUACUGUCGAUUAGCUUAGCUUAACACAGAGACUGAAAAUAGAAGAAAAACUAGCAAAUGCCUACUAAGGCAAGUCUUCAGUCUGUUUGCUUAUGAAUACGCUUUCUCUGACAGCUAAAUAGCUUAGCUUGGCUUAGGGAAUGGAAUCAGUAGUAGUAAGCUAGCUUGAUUCUGAAGGCUAAUGGUUUAAAGUGAACAGAAACAGAUAAAUGCUAAAUAUGAAACUGUUGUCUUCAGUGGAUUAGCUUAGCUUAGUUUAGCAUGAAGACCCGAAACAUCUAGCCUUCCGCUGUUAAAUGAGGAUUACCUAUCCCAAGUUGGUGUGCUAAAUAUGAAGCUACAAUAAGCAGCUGAUUAGCCUAGCUUAGUAUGAAAGAUGGUAAGUGAAAGCUAUAGCUGAUUAGCUUAGCUUAGCACAAAGACUGUGUCCCCCCUAACUUGAUGCCUAAACACAAGAAGGUCACUUCUACCAGCUAGAAAUAGUUCCAGUAACUCCCUUUAAAUCUGCUACUUGACGCCAUUGACACUUCUCGUGUUUUUUUCCGGUGCUGAAUGUGAAGCUUAGGCCAUGAGUCAGUUAGCCUAGUGGAGCUUUUUGGCGGGAACAGGUUGAACAAGCUAGCCGUGCUUAGCAUAAAGACUGUAAACAGGUUGAAACAGCUUGUCUGACUUUGUCUAACAUUUCAUUGAUAUGAUAACAGUUUGGUGGGAGAACUGUGCCUGUUACAGAAAGAUCAACACCACUCAUAUAAUAAUGAUAAAUAUGAAGCUACAACCAGCAGCUAAUUAGCCUAGCUUAGCAUUAAAACUGAAAAAUACUAGGCUGGCCCCCUCCGAAGUUGGAAUCUGUACAAAACUGAAAUGUAUAAAUGAAAAAAAAGUUUGCAAAGUUAUCCAAAAGUGUUGUCCUCCUCAGACUGCAAGGCUAGCUGUUUCCCUUUGCUCCCAGUCUUAAUGCUAAGCUAAGCUAUUUGGCAUAGACUCUCAAUAAUAAGUGUAAUGUGUGAGACUUUUUUUCUCUUACUUUGCGCACUUAAAACAAAUCUUUCCAAAAAUGUCAAACAUUUCCUUUAACUCCAUCCCUACAUUCAGCUGCAGUUUUUCUUUUUUUUAUGAAAUGCUAAUACUUGUAUUCUUUUUGAACACUCAUUUCAAACGUGUGGCCUGAGAUUAUUUCUUUUUGUGAAGCCUUUCCAUCUUCUGCCAACUUGCUUACCAUCACUACGCCUUGAGGAGCUGCGGUCUUGCGAUUGAACUUACUGUAACAAUGCUGACUCGGCAUCUGAAAGAAAAAAAAAAAAAAGGAAGAAGCAGGUUUGCUGUUUGCCUUGAGGAACAUUUAUCAACAAACACUGAUCCAGGAUUGAAACGCUUCCUCCUUAUAGCAUUAAAAACCAUGAAAUCAGUGUAUUUUUUUUUUUUUUUCUGGGGCUGCUUCCUCCCCAGCGGUGGACUCUUUGUUGAAACCCGGCUGCUGCUUCACGGCAAGUGUUCUUUGAUUCGUCUCCUCCCGGGUGAACGCCAUCCAUUGACUGAGUUAUGAGAUCUUCUGUACUUUGUUGUACUGUAUGCAGUUUUAUCGUCAAACGGAUGUACUUUCUUCGUCUAAUGUUUUGUGGAGUGCUUGUUUGUGGUGUUUUUUUUUCUGUCUUGUGUGUGUGCGGGGAAAUGUGUGUAUGUCUUGUAUACUUUCUUUUUUUGUUUUCUUCCCUGAUGAUAAAACUGCUUUCCAUUAACCAUGUAAGCAAUUUAGAUGCAUAGACGUGCCUUCUAUGCAUAUGCCUAUGUGUAUGUGAUAGCUAUUAAUAAAACAACACAGUGCUCUUUAGUUUCACCGCCAUUCAAGAACCUGUAACACUUAAAUGUGAAUAAUUUCAACCUGAACAAACAAAAAAAGGAAAAAAACGGUGAUCGCAAUGCAAACAAACUAUAUUUUUAACAUGUAUAUUGUACAUGAGUACCUGGUAGAGGAGAAUGUACUUACUAAAACAUAUCUACUUGCCAAUAAGAUAUACUGUAUGUAUAUUCCUACAGCUUUCUCUCUGUGACACAGGGAGGGACCUCUCACAAAGCUUCAGAGGUUUAUUGUAUGACUUUCAAAGCAGUUAACCGUGUUAACUAAACUCAAUAACAAUAAACGGCAACACAUGCCUCAUUAAGAUACA